AUGGCCCAAAAUGAAGUAAUGGAAGAAAAAGAAGAAGAAUCAUUCAAGACAAUUAACAAUGAUGCAACAUCUUCAGACAGUUGUGGGUCAUCAGGAAGUGAUGAGGACUAUUUAUGCCCGGAAACUUGCACUGAUGAUGAAUCUGACUCAAGUGACAUUGAAGGGACACUUAACAAUGAGAAAAAAUUUAUUGUGUUUGAAAGUAUGCUUGAUCAGUUGUUUAUCAAUUGCAAAACAUGUGGUUCUCUUUGUGACAUUGAAAAAUCUACAACUGGCAGCAUGGUAGAAGUAAGAGCAACAUGCAACAAAAAUCAUACCCAUCAUUGGACAUCACAGCCUUUGCUUCACAACAAGCCAGCUGGAAAUGUUUUGAUUCCUGCAGCAAUAAUAUUAACCGGGGAGACUUUUGAGCCAAUGAAGCAAUUUUCCAUGGCAUUUAAUUUGACUUUUGUGAAUAAGUAUCAAUUCUAUAAAGUUCAAGAUGAAAUUGUAUUCCCAGUCAUAAAUUCAACCUAUGAAAAGCAACAAAACAAUUUAUUGCAAAUAAUAAAAGAAGCUAAGGCAAUUAACUUAUGUGGUGAUGGACGAUCUGACAGUCCUGGGCACAAUGCCAAAUAUGGAACUUACACUUUAAUGGACGAAAGUUCUGGAAAAAUUCUUGACUUCUCCUUGGUUCAUGUAUCAGAGGUUUCUUCUUCAUAUGCCAUGGAAAAUGAAGGUUGUCAACGGUCUCUCAACAAACUCAUCAACCAAGAUGUGAAGAUAAGGUCAUUGACAACUGAUCGUCAUGUUCAAAUCACAUCUGAGUUGAAGAAGAAAUAUCCUUCAAUAAUCCAUCAGUUUGAUGUGUGGCAUUUGUCAAAGUGGGUUACCAGAAAGUUGUCAAAAAAAGCCCAGAAACAUGAACCCCUACUCAAAUGGGUGCAGUCUGUAUCCAACCAUUUGUGGUGGUGCUCUCAGUCUUGCAAGGAGAUGCAGAUUUGUUGCAAGAAAAAUGGGUUUCCAUAUUAA
Molecule: messenger RNA, 1011 nt
Organism: Xenia sp. Carnegie-2017
Lineage: Eukaryota; Metazoa; Cnidaria; Anthozoa; Malacalcyonacea; Xeniidae
Exons: 1
Coding region: 1-1011 (336 amino acids)
Source: RefSeq, a predicted model, not a curated record